AUGGGUGAAACCGUCCUGCCUGCCGUUGAGGAAUCUUCUCCUCAAGCUGAAGAGCCUCCUAUAUGUGGUUUAAAUGAGCCACGUAUAAAUCCAAACAAGAGGCAACUCCAGCCCACCCCAGGCGAUGGCGACACGCCACCAACCCUCCACGCUCCGCACACACUCUCCUUCAAAGAAGUUGCAGAGGAACUGCGCGUGGACAUCGACCAUGGACUCAGUCAUGCUGAAGCGGAAUCUCGCCUUCGGCUCUAUGGGCCUAACAAGGUUAAAGGAGCUGAAGGGCUAUCCAUGUGGAAAAUUCUGUUAAGACAAGUGUCCAACAGUCUUACCUUUGUCCUCAUCAUUGUCAUGGCCAUAAGCUUUGGCAUAGACGAUUACAUCGAAGGCGGUGUCAUCACUGCUGUCAUCUGCCUCAACAUCGUGGUCGGCUUCUACCAAGACUACCGAGCUGAGAAGACUAUUGAGUCUCUCAAGAAGCUCACUGCCCCCGAGGCUACUGUUACUCGCAAUGGCACAAUGGACAUCAAGGUCAAGGCGAUUGACCUUGUACCUGGUGAUAUUGUUCAGCUGUCCGUUGGUAGCAUCGUCCCGGCUGAUAUCCGUCUCAUCGACGGCGUCAACGCCUUCACCAACGAGGCCUUCCUGACUGGUGAAUCUGCUCCCGUCGAAAAGACUCCGUUGAAGAUUUUCGACGAUCCUGACAUGUCCACUGGUGACCAGACCAAUCUCGCGUUCUCUGGCAGUGAGAUGACUUCUGGUCGAUGCCGUGGUAUUGUAGUCGCCACCGCUAUGAACACUGAAGUUGGAAAGAUUGCUGCCAUGCUUCGUCAGAACAAGGACAGCAAGGCUCAAUCCAGCAACUUCUUUGUGCGAGUGGCUCAGAGGAUCGGCGGUGCCGUCAGGACUAUCCUUGGUCUUGUUGGAACACCACUGCAAAUCACCUUGAGCAAAUUCGCUCUCCUCCUCUUCGCUCUCGCUAUCCUUCUUGCCAUCAUUGUGUUCUCUGCCAGUGAGUGGGUGAUUGGUGGCGAGGUCCUCAUCUAUGGUAUCUGUGUCGCUGUGGCGGUCAUUCCGGAAUCGCUCAUCGCAGUGCUCACCAUUACCAUUGCAGUGGGGGGAAAGGCAAUGGCCAAGGCGAACGUCAUUACUAGGGUCCAGUCAGCCAUCGAGGCUGUGGGUGGUGUGACAAACAUCUGCUCCGACAAGACUGGUACUCUCACCCAAGGUCGCAUGGUCACGAAGAAGGCACUCAUUCCAGGCGCCGGUACCAUCAACAUCGAUGGCAUUACCGACCCCUACAACCCCUUGACUGGGAUAGUCACACUCAACGGUGAACGUCUGGACUUGAACCAGCACAAGCCAAAUGGUGCUGCUUCCCGCUUCCUCCGCACCAUCGCACUGUGCAACAACUCCAAGGUUCUUCCCGCCCAUGAUAUCGGUGGCAACUACGCCAACAACGAGAAGUCUGGCAUGGAUCACAAAGAGAAUGACCGCGACACCGAUUCCUCCACCAUUGAGUCGUUGUCUCGCCCACCUACGGCCAUCAUGGAAGGACUCAUGACCGCAGCAUGGAAGGCACACGGUGAACCCACUGAAAUCGCUCUACAUGUCAUGGCCUCCCGAUUUAACAUGGGCAAGGAAGAACUACUGAACACGCUCCCCAUCCACCUCGCCACCGAGUUCUCCUUCGACUCGACUGUCAAGAAGAUGACUGUCGUCUACAAGGACAACCAAACCGGCAGCAUGGACGUGUACACCAAGGGAGCCACUGAAUUCAUGCUUCCUGUCCUCAACGUCACCGAAUCCGAGAGAAACACCAUCCUCGAGCAAGCAGAGAGCAUGGCCAACGAAGGUCUUCGUGUUCUCUGCAUCGCUCACAAGUCCCUCGCCGCCGGUACCGACAUCAGCAAGCGAGAGGAGGUCGAGGUCAACCUCAACUACAUCGGACUCGUCGCCAUUUACGACCCUCCUCGUCUGGAAACCAAGGAUGCCGUUCGCGAAUGUAAAAUCGCCGGUAUCACGGUCCACAUGCUUACUGGUGACCAUCCUGGCACAGCGAGAGCUAUUGCCUUGGAUGUCGCCAUUAUCGAUGAACGUACGCCUGCCUCUGCCGUCAUGAUCGCUCGUGACUUUGAUGCCAUGACUGAAGAUCAGAUUGACGCCAUGGAGACUCUUCCUCUUGUUAUUGCUCGAUGCAGUCCUACCACCAAGGUCAAGAUGGUGCAAGCGCUUCAUCGCCGAGGUCGCUUCUGCGUCAUGACUGGUGAUGGUGUCAACGACUCACCUGCUCUGAAGCAGGCCAAUGUCGGCAUGGCCAUGGGUACUGGAUCCGAUGUGGCCAAAGAUGCAGCUGAGAUGGUUCUUACUGACGACAACUUUGCCUCGAUUGUGAAAGCAGUCGAGGAAGGUCGUCGCCUCUUCGACAACAUCCAAAAGUUCCUCAUGCAUCUCCUCAUCUCCAACAUCGCCCAAGUCAUCCUCCUCCUCAUCGGUCUCUCCUUCAAGGACCGCGACGACCACUCCGUCUUCCCCCUCUCUCCCAUUGAAAUCCUCUGGGUCAACCUCAUCACCUCGUCCUUCCUCGCCAUCGGCCUCGGCCUCGAGGAGUCCCAGGAAGACAGCAUGUACCGGCCCCCACACGACGUGAAAAAGGGCGUCUUCACGACCGAGCUCAUCACGGACAAAUUCAUCUACGGCUUCUUCAUGGGCGCCCUCUGUCUCUUCUCCUUCUCCAUCGUUGCCUACGUCGGCCCCGGCGGCGGCGACCUCGGCUCCGGCUGCAACGAGGGCUGGAACGAGACGUGCGACGUCGUAUUUCGCGCAAGAGCUACCACGUAUGCAACUAUUACCUUGUUACUCCUCUUCACCGCUUGGGAAGUCAAACACUUCUCUCGCUCCCUAUUCAACAUGUAUCCCAAUACCCCGACCAAGGCUCCCCCCGGAUGUUCCAUCUUCCCCACUCUCUGGCGCAACCGCUUUCUCUUCUUCGCUGUCAUCGCGGGUCUCUGCAUCAUGUUCCCUAUUGUCUAUCUCCCCGUCAUCAACGAGAAGGUGUUCAAGCACGGGGGUAUCACAUGGGAGUGGGGUGUCUCGUUUGGUGCAGUGGUGAUUUACAUAGCGGCGAUUGAGAGCUGGAAGGCGAUUAAACGUCGCUUUGGCAUCUGGAGCGGUGCUCAUCGUGUUAUUUCUCGCGAGGAUGCGGAGGCGAGGGCUGGGUUGGUCGGCGCGGUUAGACAUGUUAUUCAAGAGAAAUGA
Plenodomus lingam JN3 is the source of this 3255-nucleotide messenger RNA. RefSeq lists its product as uncharacterized. Gene Ontology annotation, molecular function: P-type potassium transmembrane transporter activity; P-type sodium transporter activity; ATP hydrolysis activity. Lineage: Eukaryota; Fungi; Ascomycota; Dothideomycetes; Pleosporales; Leptosphaeriaceae. Gene Ontology annotation, biological process: intracellular calcium ion homeostasis; sodium ion transport; monoatomic ion transmembrane transport. The record is from RefSeq and is a predicted model, not a curated record. Gene Ontology annotation, cellular component: plasma membrane.